Aptenodytes forsteri (emperor penguin) is the source of this 3772-nucleotide messenger RNA. It is a transcript of the gene HSF4, whose product is annotated as heat shock transcription factor 4. NCBI's taxonomy places the organism in Eukaryota, Metazoa, Chordata, Aves, Sphenisciformes, Spheniscidae. The record is from RefSeq and is a predicted model, not a curated record. The coding region runs from base 104 to 1576 and encodes 490 amino acids. Gene Ontology annotation, molecular function: DNA-binding transcription factor activity; sequence-specific DNA binding. Gene Ontology annotation, biological process: regulation of DNA-templated transcription. The transcript is spliced from 13 exons.
AGGCAGUUUGCCUUGUUUUGCAAUCACGGAUCCUGGCAAUGCAACCUCAGAAACGGAUAUUUUAUCUGGUUAACAUGCAUGUUGCUAGCUUGGACUGUAAAGCAUGACUGUUAACAUUUUGCGGUUGCCCUUGUGGCUCUGUGCUUUCAAAAAUAGUCAAGAGAAGAAUGGCACCAGCUUCCAUGUGUUCGACCAAGGACGCUUUGCCAAAGAGGUGCUGCCCAAGUAUUUCAAACACAACAACAUGGCCAGUUUCGUCCGGCAGCUGAACAUGUACGGCUUCAGGAAGGUGGUGAACAUCGAGCAGGGGGGUCUUGUCAAGCCCGAGCGGGACGACACCGAGUUCCAGCACCUCUGCUUCCUGCAGGGCCACGAGCACCUCCUGGAGCACAUCAAGAGGAAGGUGUCGGUAGUGAAAAGUGAGGAGACCAAGAUGCGCCAGGAGGACCUCAGCAGGUUGCUAUACGAGGUACAGAUACUGAGAAGUCAGCAGGAGAACAUGGAGUGUCAAGUGCAGGACAUGAAGCAGCAAAAUGAAGUUCUUUGGCGGGAAGUAGUUUCUCUCCGGCAGAACCACUCACAACAACAGAAAGUGAUCAACAAGCUGAUUCAGUUUCUGUUUGGCCAGCUCCAAUCAAGCCCUAGCAGCACUGGGAUAAAGAGGAAGCUACCUCUCAUGCUUGACAACGGGAUCUCAGCUCCGCAAGUGUCCAAGUUCAGUCGGCAUUUGUCUACAGACCCCCUCCAUGACCCCUAUUUCAUACAGUCGCCAUCGACAGAACCUGCCUCUUGCUUAAACAGCCCUGCAAUUGCUGGAGGACCCAUCAUAUCUGAUGUUACUGAAGCAUCACCAUCCAACAUAAUAAAUAUGCAAUCCCCUCCUGAAAAUGACAGAGAGAAGUGCCUCAUGCUGAUCAAGGAAGAGCCAGUCAGCCCUGGAGUGAAAGCCACCGCUGAGCCUGACGUCCCGCUGCCAGGCUGCAGGGCUUGCUCCGAGCCCCCUGUGCUCCCGGUCGCCAUGGUUCAGUCUGUUUUGGAAGGCAAAGGGAGCUGUGGUGCAGCCCCACCAGGGACCUCACAACCAUCCGAGAGAAGAGGCAGAAGGGCAUUGCUGGACAGAACAGAUAUUUCAGACCCGUUGGAGGGCACCGACUGGAGCUUGGAAGGGCUGCAGCUGCUGCUGAGGAGCCAGCAGUACGGCCUGGAGCCCACCAGCCUCUUGGAUGUCUUUAAUCCCAAUUUAUCUUUGAGUGAGUGGAAUUUGACUGAAAUGGAAGCCAGUCUGUCCCCGAUGCAGCGACUCACAGUGGAUCUGGAGAAGAAUGCAACUGAGCUGUCAUCCAAAGUGUUCAACCCACCGUUUAACAGCACCUGCCCAGGGAAAGAUGUCAUUCUUGAAAGCGCCCAGCAAUUCCUCAUUGAUCGUCAGUCAAUCUUUGGAAAUGACCUCAUCAGCUUGCCUGAAAGUUCAUCGCUUUAUGUUCCAUCUGAAAAUAUGGCUUCCUACCUGUCCUCUGUGGGUGUCCAAGGGGAUAUCCCAUUAAACCUGAGCUCUUCAACUGACAACAACCAGUGAUUUAGCUUCCAAGGAGCAACAUCUCCCUCCCACCCAUCCAAGCAUCCACAGGUUUGAAUGUAAAGAAACAAAAGUGACUCAGAAACCCACAAGAGAGUUUCUUUUUGUGCCCUUUCUUUUUGAGUAGAUGGAAAUGGUCAGUAGCUGUUGCAUUACCCUCCCUGCACCUGGAUUUCAGUGUUUGCCCAGGAUAACAAUUUUAAAACAAAAUACUGCUUCUGGUGCUUGCUCCUGUGGGGAGUGAGGACUUGGCAGGAUUUUUGUUUCUUGAAAAUGCUUUUAGAAAUUUCAAAUCUUCUAAUAAAAUUUAAGUGAAGAGUAGCUUGAAAGUACAUCAGGGUCUUCAUAAAAUAAAGUGAUCCUGACUAGUGCCCGCAAUGGCAAACUGUUGGAUUUUAUUGGGGCAGCACAGAUUAGCUAAGACGCCUGACCCUUCUGGAUGCUGUUUUUUAAAUAGGAAAAUAGUUCUAUAUGCCAGUCCACUGCUCUAAAAAUUUCCUCUUAUCCAUUUUCUGUUUUUGAUGGAAUGUACUUGUGCCUCUCCCUUAUCCUCCUAGGGUGAAUAGGAAAAUGAAGAUCUCUCGGGGUGUGCAGAAGAUCAUUUUCUGAGUGACCACUCCAAGAAUGUGUCUCUGGCUCCUAGGGGAGCUACAGACCAUCACAGACCCCACAGCAUCGCAUGCCGAAUUGAGAGGGUUUGGUGUUUGUUUUGGGUUUUUUCCCCAAUCUAUUUUCUCUAAAUGCAGAGCACCCUGUACUUAAAAAAAAAAAAAAGAAAAAAAAGGGAUAGACUCUUCUGCACACACAAUUUUCCAUUUGCAAAGAGGACUGAGAGAGCAUACUCUGGGUUUUGGUGCUGGCUGUGUUCCAUGUCCAGUCCAAUGACUUUUUUCCUUGGCCUUGACCUGUUCUAUUUCCCCUGAAGAUGUGCCUGUUGGUUUAUUGAUGUAUAAAAUCUGAUGAACCAGUUUAAUUGAUUGGAUCCCCUUUUUAGAAGGACUCUCAGCUGCUCAGUGCAGGAGAAGAGGCAGAAGGGUCAGUCCACCACGUCCCGCUAACUUUUCUUCUGUCCUUUGUGCAUCUGAGACCAGCCUCCAAAGGUUGAAUUAAUCUUCCUCCUCCAUGUGGUUUCUGACAACUGAGUUUCUCAACAAAGCAGAGCUUUGUUUUUUAUGCUGUAGUUCUAAUGAGAACGUAUUAUUUAUCUCAGUAUCCUCUAACAGAGUUGCUUUUCCUUAGGAAAGCUACCCAAAUGCAGUAAGGCAGACCCGGGAAAUUCAACUAACUCAGGCCUCCUAAGGGCUUAGACAGGGAGGUGUAAGCCGUGCCAGUAUCAUUUGAAGGACUGCUCUGCCCACUUUCAUUGCCGUGACGAUUCUUGGUUCUGAACCGUAUUUCUGAGCAUCUUGAAUGGUCAAGCAGCGUCCACCCCAAAAUGUAGUCAACCAAUCAGAUGAAUGCAGGCUCAAAUUCUCCGUAAUAAGAUGAGCAUGUUUUAAAUGGACCUUCCUGUCACAGCCCUUUCCUCCAUCCAUUUAUCAGUAUGUGAACAGAUGUGUUAGUUCAGAAACAUUCACUUUUGAGCACAUUUUCCCCCAGCUAACUACCGUGUGCUGGGAGCUCUGUCACCACCUUGGUGGUGCAGUCUUUGCAGAAGCGAGGUUGUGAGAGCUUCUGAAUUAAUUCCAGCCACUGUUUUUGUGUUCAGGACUAAGGGAAAAUUCUGGCAGCCCCCAUUGGCCUGGUAUUUAGAUGAUGUGCUUGAGUGUGUCAUGGACAAGGUUUUCCUUUUUGACAGAUUUGUGCUUAGAAAGUUCACCUAGAUCAGCCCAUUUGCCACUGUAUUUUGUCAUUUCCAGUGAUGGAAAGUCGUUGAGUUGCACUCUGUUUACUUCUUUUCUCAUAGGUAAUUGAAAAUGAUCUGGUGUCUCAUAUCACCUGACAGAGUACGUUAUCCCUGUUCAAGAUUUACAUCCUUCUCUGAACCUUCACACACUAGAUUGCCUUAAUGUUAACACUGAAUGUAUUGAUCCAAUAAGGUAUUUAAGCAUGUGCUUAACUUCAAGCUCCUGAGUAGUUUUCCCCGUAUUUUUAUGAAGCCCAUCACAUGCUUGAGGUUUGACAUAUGCUUCAGUGUCUUACUGGAUUGUCUAGUUGGGGUUGAGAAAUGAACCAUCUUAGGAGAGCUACUUGCAA